AUGACAAAACGUAUAAAAAAUGAAGAAAAAUCAGAAAAUCCAAAGGACUCUGCAAUGGAUGAACCAAAUCUGAAAGGAGAUUGGUUAAACUUCUACUUUUUGAUAUUACUUUAUACUUUUCAAGGAACAACUUCAGGUUUGUCCUACGCUUUUCCUAUAAUUCUUCAAAAUACGAAAUUUGUAACAUAUAAUGAUCAAGCUAUAUUAAGUUUUGUACUAUGGCCAUUUAGCUUUAAACUUUUAUGGGCACCAGUAGUAGACGCAUUACAUUUGCAGUGGAUAGGGCGAAGGAAAUCAUGGUAUAUCCCUAUUCAAUUAUUAAUCGGGGCACUGUUUCUUUUUUUCGCCGAUAACAUCGAUGACUGGUUACCCGAGUCAGGUAAACCAAACCUCAAUAUGAUCGUAUGCGUACUGUUUCUCAUUAAUUUUUUAGCUGCGACUCAGGAUAUAGUAGUCGAUAGUUGGGCAUUGAGUUUGUUGAAAAAAAAUAAUGUGAGUUAUUCAUCCACGUGCAAUAGCACGGGUAUAGCAUUCGGUUUGUAUAUUGGCUCCGUUUGUCCAGUUCUUCUUUCAUCUGAGUACUUCUGCAACAAAUACUUAAGAUUCACCCCAGACGUAGGAGGAAUAUUAAGCAUCAAAAGUUUUCUAUUAUUUUGGGGCAUAGUGUUUUUGUUUGUCACUGUUUUAAUUAUAUUUAAAAAAGAAAGAAACAGCGAAUUAGAAGAAGAUGACCAAAUUAAGAUCGAUAUUAUUCAGAGUUAUAAACUGUUGUGGGAUAUUUUCAAAAUCAAACACAUGAAAUUAUUAUUAAUGGCUAUCUUGACUUCUAUGAUUGGACUGUGUACAUCAGAAUCCGUCACAAAUUUGAAACUUAUUGAUGCUGGUGUAUCCAAAGAUGACAUUAUGAUAAUAACUACAGCUAUGUUUAUUCUGAAAAUGUGUCUACCGAUUUUUGUAACCAAAUACACUACGGGCCCGAAACCGAUAAGUUUGUAUUUAAAACUGAUGCCAGCCAGAUUGAUUUGGAGUAUUUUUUUUGCUUUGUUGAUUUAUUACACUCCAAAUGUAAUUCAAAGUAAUGAAGUGCCAAUGUAUUAUUAUUUAGUUAUGGGACUUGUAUUUGCAGUAAACAGGAUAUUGGCUCAAAUUAUGGUAACCUGUAUGGUAGCUUUUUUCUCGCGUAUUAGUGACAUUCGGUUCGGAGGCAUGUACAUGACAUUGCUAAACACUGUUCGCAGCAUAGGAUGGGUAAUACCAAAUACAUCGUUUCUUAAGAUGGUCGAUACGUUGACGUUUAGUUCGUGUUCGAAUGAUGUCACAAAUAGUUGUUCUACGCCAGAUUUAAAGAAUAUAUGCAGAAUAAACGAUGGAAAGUGUGACACAAUUGUGGAUGGCUAUUAUGUCGAAGUAGUAAUUUGUCUGAUUAUUGGAUUUGUUUGGUAUGCCGUUUACAAAAGGCAUCUUAAAUUUUUUGAAUCAAAGGAUCGUUCUCAUUGGUUAUUAGAUUAUAACAGACCAGGGAAUGUUUAAGUUUCCUUCGCUUCAUAUAUCUAACGAAUAUCUAUAUACACGUACAAUAUUAUAUCAUACCUAUAUAAAGGAUAAUUUAUGUUUAAAACCUAACACUAAUUUAAUAUUGUAUGUAUAGUUACUUAAAGUAAUACUUUUGUAAAUGCUAAUUUUGUUAUAUAAUUUAUUUGAAAUUGAAAUAUUUUAAUGCAAAUAUAUGAUUGUUUUAAAUAUCGA
Rhopalosiphum maidis (corn leaf aphid) is the source of this 1746-nucleotide messenger RNA. Its product is annotated as acetyl-coenzyme A transporter 1-like. The record is from RefSeq and is a predicted model, not a curated record. The transcript is spliced from 9 exons. Gene Ontology annotation, cellular component: membrane. Gene Ontology annotation, molecular function: acetyl-CoA transmembrane transporter activity. NCBI's taxonomy places the organism in Eukaryota, Metazoa, Arthropoda, Insecta, Hemiptera, Aphididae. The coding region runs from base 1 to 1530 and encodes 509 amino acids.